Molecule: messenger RNA, 2052 nt
Organism: Durio zibethinus
Lineage: Eukaryota; Viridiplantae; Streptophyta; Magnoliopsida; Malvales; Malvaceae
Product: syntaxin-43-like
Biological process (GO): vesicle fusion; intracellular protein transport; vesicle-mediated transport
Cellular component (GO): SNARE complex; endomembrane system; membrane
Molecular function (GO): SNAP receptor activity; SNARE binding
Source: RefSeq, a predicted model, not a curated record
ACGUUGUUUUCUAUAUCAAUCCUGGCUAACCGAACCCGACCUGAUUGAAGAUUAAAAAAGUGAUUAAAACACUAACCAAAGUUCUAAUUGGAAACUGAGAGCCUAAUAAAAUUUUUAAAAAAAUCCACGCGCACCGUAUCAUUUCUCCUUUUAUUCUUUUUCUUUUUGGUGGUUCCUUUCAAAAAACGAUCCUCGGCUUCGCCGGCACGUGACUCGGCCGUUCGUUUCAGUUCAACUGCCUCCUUAACUGCCAAUCACCGACCUCCGGUCACGUGACCGUCCCUCAUUUUUUGCUUUUGCCGGUUCCGCCAUGAGAAAGCCUCAAUUUUUAGAUCUCUAAAUUCUAAAUCUGAAUCUGAAUCUGAAUUUAGAUUUAGAUUUUUAGAUAAAAUAUAUUUUUAGAGCUAUGGCGACGAGGAAUAGGACGCUGAUAUUUAGAAAAUACAGGGACGCGUUGAAGAGUGUUAGAAUUCCGGUGAGCUCGUCUGCGGCUUCGGCAUCGUCAGCGGCUGUGGCGACGAGCUCCGGCGGAGGACCGGUGAUUGAGAUGGUUAGUUCUUCGUUGCUCCAUCCAAAUCGCUCUUAUACUCCUCUAAAUACGGAGGAUCCUGGAAAUUCAAGUAAGGGUGCAAUUACAGUGGGUCUACCGCCAGCUUGGGUGGAUGUGUCUGAAGAAAUAGCAGCCAAUGUGCAACGUGCACGGACCAAAAUGGCCGUGUUAGCCAAGGCUCAUGCAAAGGCCUUAAUGCCUUCAUUUGGUGAUGGUAAAGAAGAUCAACGCAAUAUUGAGGCUCUUACCCAUGAGAUAACUAAUCUGUUGAAGAAAUCGGAGAAGAGAUUACAGAAACUCUCUGCCGCUGGACCUUCUGAGGAUUCAAAUGUCAGAAAAAAUGUUCAGCGGUCACUUGCCACAGAUCUUCAGAACCUUUCAAUGGAGCUUCGGAAGAAACAAUCAACUUAUUUAAAGCGCCUCAGGCAGCAAAAAGAGGGUCAGGAUGGAGUUGAUCUAGAGAUGAAUCUAAAUGGAAAUAGAUCUAAAGCAGAAGAAGAUGACUUGGAUUAUAUGGUAUUUAAUGAGCAUCAAAUGGCAAAGCUAAAACAAAGCGAGGCAUUCACCAUUGAGAGGGAAAGGGAGAUCCAACAGGUUGUGGAGUCAGUAAAUGAGCUUGCUCAGAUUAUGAAGGAUCUCUCGGUUCUUGUGAUUGAUCAGGGCACAAUUGUUGAUCGGAUAGACUACAACAUUCAGAAUGUUGCAACUACAGUCGAAGAAGGCCUCAAACAGCUACAGAAGGUCUUUGGCCUUUGUCCAUUAUUGAUCUACAAUUACAUGUUUUCUGGGACUCUCUCUCCCUCUCUAUCUCUCAUUCUUGUGUGGAUUGGACUUGCAGGCGGAGAGAACACAGAAACAAGGAGGGAUGGUGAUGUGUGCUUCAGUGCUUGUUAUUAUGUGCUUUGUCAUGCUGGUCCUCCUAAUCCUCAAGGAGAUACUCUUUUGAUCUGCAAGCAUGGUUUUCCUUUUUUGGUCCUUCUAAGUUUUUUGGAGAAAAAGAGAAGGGAGGGAAAGGCGGUUGUUUGACCUGGGUUUCAAGUAGCAAAAGGAUGCCCCGAGAUCUGUAUAGAGCUUAUAAUGUAUUCUUUUCCUUCAACAAGGAGCUGCAUUGAUUCUUUUAGACUCCAUGGGAGUUUUCUUGCUGGUUCCCAUACGAGGAGAUGAGGCUCUUGCCUAUUUACUUGUAUCAAUUCUUUUGAUUUGAGAAAAAAAAAUGACAUUCAUUUUGUUAUAACAUAUACGAGACUGGCAUUCUACGGAAAUUUCCCCUUGAAUUUGUCAUGUUAAGGUUGCCACGAGAAUUGAGAGAAAUGGCUGAAAGUAAAGGAAAUCUAUUACCUUUGUUUUCUCAAGCACUAAAAUCUCUUGUUUUUUGAUCAUCAUGGUGAUCUUAAUGACAACAGGUGUCAAUUCUCUUACAGCAUUGUCCAAUACUAUUAGGAGUGUAAGCGAGCAAAAUUUUUGAAAAAUUGUUCGUAAAUAUAUUAUGUUUUUGUUUGUUU